Anas platyrhynchos (mallard) is the source of this 859-nucleotide messenger RNA. Its product is annotated as glutathione S-transferase 2. The record is from RefSeq and is a predicted model, not a curated record. Lineage: Eukaryota; Metazoa; Chordata; Aves; Anseriformes; Anatidae. Gene Ontology annotation, biological process: glutathione metabolic process. Gene Ontology annotation, molecular function: glutathione transferase activity.
AGGGGGUGGGGGGGUGGGGGGGGGCUCGGCCUCUCGGUGCCGCCCCCGCCCCGCCCCGCCCCGUCCCGUCCCGUCCCGGCUGCCCCCGGCGCUGUCCCCAGCGCUGUCCCCGCAGUCGCCAUGGUUGUCACGCUGGGCUACUGGGACGUCCGCGGGCUGGCCCACGCCAUCCGCCUGCUGCUGGAGUACAGCGGGACCCCCUACGAGGAGCGGCAGUACAGACUCGGGCCAGCCCCAGACUUUGACCCGAGUGACUGGACCAACGAGAAGGAGAAGCUGGGCCUCGAUUUCCCCAACCUGCCCUAUCUCAUCGAUGGCAGCACCAAGCUGACCCAGAGCAACGCCAUCCUGCGCUACAUCGCCCGCAAGCACAACAUGUGCGGGGAGACGGAGGAGGAGAAGCUGCGCGUGGACAUGCUGGAGAACCAACUGAUGGAUCUGCGCAUGAGCUUCAUCCGGCUCUGCUACAACCCUGACUUUGAGAAGCUGAAGCCAGCGUACCUGGAGCAGCUGCCAGGGAAGCUGCGGGAGCUGUCGCGGUUCCUGGGCUCCCGGGCCUGGUUUGCUGGGGAGAAGCUCACCUUCGUCGACUUUGUGGCGUACGACGUGCUAGACCAGCAGCGUAUGUUUGUCCCCGAUUGCCCUGAGCUGCAGGGCAACCUGAGCCAGUUCCUGCAGCGCUUCGAGGCUCUGGAGAAGAUCCGGGCAUACAUGCAGUCGGGGCGCUUCAUGAAGACCCCCAUCUUCUGGCCUACUGCGAAGUGGUGCAACAAGAAGGAGUGACCGAGAUGUGUGCCCCCCACAUGUGCCCCCCCCCAGCCCCCUCCCCUGCAGAAUAAAGCUGGGGGUCCGCACCCUG